This is a messenger RNA of Stylophora pistillata, 622 nucleotides long. RefSeq names its product perlucin-like protein. The record is from RefSeq and is a predicted model, not a curated record. NCBI's taxonomy places the organism in Eukaryota, Metazoa, Cnidaria, Anthozoa, Scleractinia, Pocilloporidae.
AUGUUGGUGUCAAGUUUGGUAAACGACAACGUGGAAAGAAUCAUUUGUAUGGUUGUACUGUUUGCCUCAGGAAGUGUAUCAGCGUAUUGCCCUCGGGGAUGGAAGCAGCUCGACAGCUUUUGCUAUCAUGCAAGCAGCUUAUCAUUGACUUGGCACCAGGCCCAACAAUUCUGUCGAAGAAUGGGAGGUGACCUGGUAAAGAUUACCAGCGCACGGGAAAACGAGUUCGUUCUAGCUCUCGCGAGGAGGUUUGCACCAACAAGGAAACAAGUGUGGAUCGGCCUGAUGUGGACUGCUUACAACUUCUACUGGAGUGAUUACUCAUUUCCAGUCUACAAAGCCUGGGCUCCCAAGGAACCCAAUGGAAAAUCCCGGGAACCCUGCAGCAACAUGUGGACUGGGCACACAUCUCAUCUGCCGUUCAGAGCAAACGGUUACAGGAAUGACAGGAUUUGUGCGACGCACCCUCAUGCACUCUGUGGCCUGGUGUGCAAAAGGCUCGCUUAAGUAGCUUAAGUCGGAAUACCAAGACAUGAAGCUUACAAAAGCAAUUUUGGUGCCGGGACAUUUUAAUUUCGUAUCAAAAUAAAUCGUAUCAAAAUAAAUCGUAUCAAAAUAUUGA